This is a messenger RNA of Dreissena polymorpha, 949 nucleotides long. RefSeq names its product aquaporin-9-like. Gene Ontology annotation, cellular component: plasma membrane. The coding region runs from base 9 to 839 and encodes 276 amino acids. NCBI's taxonomy places the organism in Eukaryota, Metazoa, Mollusca, Bivalvia, Myida, Dreissenidae. The transcript is spliced from 4 exons. Gene Ontology annotation, molecular function: water channel activity; glycerol channel activity. The record is from RefSeq and is a predicted model, not a curated record. Gene Ontology annotation, biological process: water transport; glycerol transmembrane transport.
UCACACUGAUGUUUUGCCUUACGGGCAAGCUUCCGUGGAAGAAGUACCCGCUCUACGUACCUUGUCAGUUCGUAGGGGCCUUCAUCGGGGCCGCAGUAACAUAUGGAUUAUACUAUGAGUCGUUAUUUCAAGACAGAGAACAAGACUUUGCUAAUGUAUUUGCGACAUUUCCGGCGCCAGGUGUGUCAACUCUCACUGGCUUUUUUGAUGUGGCGAUGGGUUGUGGUCUUCUGACGGGCUGUACAUGCAUGCUGAUCGACCCUAACAACGCAAAGACAGCGUCCGGUGUGACCCCAAUAGCACUUAUCUUUCUCGUCUACGGUAUAGUUAUGUGUGUCGGAGUACAAACCGGCGCGCCACUCAAUUUCGCUGUUGACCUUUCUGGAAGAUUGUUUGCCGCAUUGGUGGGCUAUAAAUCGUUCCAGCGAGAAAACGUUUCCGAUUACUGGUUCCUGGUCGUGCCAGCGGGCUGCUAUACUGGAACAAUUAUAAUGGUGACGACAUAUCAGCUGCUCAUUGGGAACCAUCUGCCCGAUGCUAACCUUGACUACACAGAGAGGGACAACGAGGACCGUAAAGCCAACAAAGAAAAUGACACAGAUUUGGAAAUAAGAAGAGCCACUUUACAAAGUGAAAGUUGUUCUGUUUUAGACGGCGUUAAUGGCAUCCAUGGAGCAAAUCUAAACGGGUACACGAUGGAUGAACUCGAAAUUGGUGGACUGAUCCCGAUAACUAACUCAGGAAUAACCACCAAUUGUAUUCCCGAGGCGGUGGUGCAGAGAGGUGAUAUUAAUCCGACAAGCAUCCAUUCUCAGCUUCCCCAAGUAGCAAGUUUAUGACUGCCGUCAAAGAGUGAGAGUUACAAUGUGCCGUUAAUCAUUUCGGUUAUAAACUUCUUUUCCUAGAUGAGGAGUUUAAUUUGAAAACGAUGCAUCGUAUAAUAGCUUAU